Messenger RNA from Pyricularia oryzae 70-15, 198 nucleotides. RefSeq lists its product as uncharacterized. The coding region runs from base 1 to 198 and encodes 65 amino acids. The transcript has 3 exons. The record is from RefSeq and is a predicted model, not a curated record. Lineage: Eukaryota; Fungi; Ascomycota; Sordariomycetes; Magnaporthales; Pyriculariaceae.
AUGGAUGAGAAAACAACAGGGGGGCCAGCUCACCGCUGGGUGCCAAGCCAUGGCCCGGGGGAUAUCAGGGUCCCGCCCGUCUUCACCCAGGGGCUUAUGCCACGGCCUCAUGACUCAGCAACGGUGUAUACUGUAUAUAGCUCAGAUAUUCUCUUGAUAGUGACCCGUCCGUGUCAGGUACUACUCCUGGGUCGCUGA